AACACGCGUCACUUCCGCAUUCUUCGAUUCAAAAGAAGUUUGUUACAGUGUCGCAAUUGCUGGCACACUUUAAAGACUGCUGGCCUUAUGUUGUCUGCAAACAGGUGAGCUCUUUAGGUGACAGCUUUUGUGAGAUUAUAUAGAAUCAGCAAUGGCACGUCAUGGAUCUUCUCAGACAGCGAUGGUGGUGGGUUGCCCGUGCCCUUUGCUGUCAGUUGAACCGACUCGGGGACUCGUGGACGAAAAACUCCGGAUCGUUGUGACAAAUCUGAACCCGCAGCAAGAGGUGACCCUUCACUGUCUGCAUCAUUCAGAAGACAAGGACGUGUGGGACGCAUUUGGACACUAUGUGAGCGACGAACAUGGCAGUGUGACAGUGGCAAAGGACUCCAGCGUGGGAGGCACAUAUACAGGUGUGGAGCCCAUGGCACUGAUGUGGAGUCUGCGGCCAAUACCAGGUAGCCGAAAGGGACUGAGGUUGCGAAAGCAAGAUGUCCUUUCACCAAUGAUUUUCCACAUUUCUGUGUAUAAUGGACAUAUCGCUCAGGACUUUGAACAACUCAAACCAUUAGUGACUAUCAUCAUAGAAAGGUGGUACAUAGCUCCUGGUGUGCAGAGGGUCAAUGUGCGUGAGAAAGGAGUUCGAGCAACUUUGUUUAUCCCUCCAGGUCCUGGCCCAUUUCCGUGUGUGUUGGACAUGUGGGGAGGAGGUGGAGGCCUGGUGGAGUAUCGAGCUGCCCUCCUGGCAUCACAUGGCUUUGUUGCUUUAGCUUUGGACUAUCUGUUUUCAGAAAACGUUGAUGACAUUUACUUUGAGGUAGCAUAUCAGAUCUUGCAGGAGCAUCCCAUGGUCAUUAGGGACAGAGUAGCUCUGUUGGGCCUCUCAUUUGGUGGUAUUGUUGCUCUAUCUCUAGCUGCCAACUCCUCUGUCAUUAAGCCCCGGUGUUGUGUAUGCAUCAGCUGCAGUCAUGUCAUUCCUAUACAUGAUUCUUUGUCUGACUUCUAUGAAAGGUUUCAGAGAAUGUUUUAUAAAACUCGUAUAGAGGACAAUCAGUUGAUCUGGAGAGACUUCGUCUUGCCCAUUCCAACAGAUCCAGCUGAGAAAUUGGAUGUUGGCCUCAUGAGAUGUCCUUUUCUUCUGGUUGUUGGUGAUGAUGAUCAGAACUGUGCCUCACUGGAGUCAGCUGAAGAUAUGGUGAAAAUAACUGAAAAAGCAGGGAAUCGGCAUUUGCUCAGUGUCCUCGUCUAUCCUGGUGCAGGUCAUCUGAUAGAGCCGCCCUACAUGCCACACCACAGAGCCUCUAACUUCACGGUUAAAAACAAAGAUAAAGUGAUCAUGCUUUGGGGUGGACAGACUCGACUGCAUUCAUAUGCACAAGAAAACUCAUGGGAGAAAAUUUUGGACUUUUUAUACCAACACCUCUGCAGUGACGCUCCACGGGCCCGACUCUAGUGGCAUGAGUUUUGCUUUGUGUAAUCGAUAAUAGAAAACACACAAAAGUAUGACUCCAACUGUUUAACCAGUUCAUUAAAUCAGUUUAAUCAACUUUCAGUAGAUUCUAGUUUGUCUUUGGCUUCUACAGCUCUUUACAGAUCAGACUGUACACCCCUGGUAUAAACACUUCAUACAAAUGACAGUGCAGCUUUAAUAUGUGUAAAUUCAUCCAUGCAUUCAUUUUCUACCGCUUAUCCGUACUUGCCUAUCUCAGGCGUCAUCGGGCAUCAAGGCAGGAUACACCCUGGACAGAGUGCCAACCCAUCACAGGGCACACACACACUCUCAUUCACUCACACACUCACACACUACGGCCAAUUUUCCAGAGAUGCCAAUCAACCUACCAUGCAUGUCUUUGGACCAGGGGAGGAAACCCCCAAGGCACGGGGAGAACAUGCAAACUCCAUACACACAAGGCGGAGAAUCGAACCCCCAACCCUGGAGGUGUGAGGCAAACAUGCUAACCAUUAAGCCACCAUGCCCCCCUAAUAUGUGUAAAUAAUCUAACAAAAACAGAUUAAAAUAUAUUUAGCUAGCAGGCCAGUAAGAAUUCAUCUGCUAUUAUUUUUCCUUAGAAGUAAGAACAGACAGCGAAAAAAAAAUGAAUUUCUUCAAUUGUAUGAAAUACAAAUGAAUAUUUUCUGCAGUAUAAUCAAGUAUACAUUCAGAUUGAACAGAAUGCAAAAAAUGAAUAACUAAAUAAAGCUUUGUAAAAUGUA
This is a messenger RNA of Tachysurus fulvidraco (yellow catfish), 2214 nucleotides long. RefSeq names its product bile acid-CoA:amino acid N-acyltransferase-like. The record is from RefSeq and is a predicted model, not a curated record. Gene Ontology annotation, biological process: fatty acid metabolic process; acyl-CoA metabolic process. The transcript has 10 exons. Gene Ontology annotation, molecular function: fatty acyl-CoA hydrolase activity. NCBI's taxonomy places the organism in Eukaryota, Metazoa, Chordata, Actinopteri, Siluriformes, Bagridae. Bases 152 to 1453 code for a protein of 433 amino acids.